Messenger RNA from Scophthalmus maximus (turbot), 4427 nucleotides. It is a transcript of the gene raly, whose product is annotated as RALY heterogeneous nuclear ribonucleoprotein. Lineage: Eukaryota; Metazoa; Chordata; Actinopteri; Pleuronectiformes; Scophthalmidae. The record is from RefSeq and is a predicted model, not a curated record. The transcript is spliced from 9 exons. Gene Ontology annotation, cellular component: nucleus. Bases 193 to 1461 code for a protein of 422 amino acids. Gene Ontology annotation, molecular function: RNA binding.
CUGGUUUGACGCACUGAUCGAUGUGCGCACUCAGAAAACACUUUUGCACCAAUUACAAGCGAGUGUGAACACUGAGGUGGAGGUCGAACGAGCUGAAUUCGAGAGGGAAAAAACCCACAAAGGCUUUUUCUUGUAAUCGUCGUCUGUGACGGAGCCAGGCGCGUUCUGUGAAUCGAUCCUCUUUUUAGCCAGAUGCCGCAAUUACGCACGGUCGGAGAAGCGCCCGCCCCGCAGCUCCAUCGCCUCCCCCCUCGUCCCCCCUCGUCCCCCCUCUCCGCCGGGGCCCAGUGGUUCGCUCCAGUCGGAGCUUGUGCCGCUGCUCGUCCCCGCCCCUCUGAACCGGCGCUCAGUCGGAGCUGCAGCCCGGUGACCGAGCGCACACCGAGCCUCGCUGCCUGCGCACCGGCCGCUCGCCUCCUCCUCCUCCUCCUCCUCAUCCUCCGCUCGCCUCAGCAUCUUCCUGCGAUUUUUGCCUCCUGCGUUGAUCCCCCACCGUCGUCUCUCCGCGUCUCCACCCUCCCGAUCCGUCCAAUCCGCCCGUCGGCUACUCCGCCCUCCGUCUGUCCGGCGAUGUCGCUGAAGGUCCAGACCAGCAAUGUGACCAACAAGACAGACCCAAAGUCCCUCAACUCGCGGGUGUUCAUCGGCAACCUGAACACGGCGGUGGUGAAGAAGUCGGACGUGGAGAGCAUCUUCUCCAAAUACGGCCGCGUGCUGGGCUGCUCCGUGCACAAGGGCUACGCCUUCGUCCAGUACGCCGGCGAGAGGCACGCCAGGGGCGCCGUGGUCGGCGAGAACGGCAGGGUGCUGGCGGGACAGACGCUCGACAUCAACAUGGCAGGAGAUCCGAGGCCUAACCGAGCUAAAGGCCUGAAGAGGUCGGCGGCGUCUCUCUACAGUGGCUACGAGUUUGACUAUGAUUUCUACAGAGAAGACUUCUACGACAGGUUGUUCGAGUUCCGUGGCAGGGUGUCUCCGGUUCCCCGGGUGGUGCCCGUCAAACGCCCGCGGGUGGCCGUGCCUCUGGUGCGACGAGUCAAAUCGUUGCCGGUCAAACUGCUGGCGCGUAACGCCUCCGUCCUCCCCACCAGCAACGGCAACAGACAGAAAUCAGCAGUGAGAGGUACAGAGCUUCAGGCGAUCAAGUCAGAGUUGACUCAGAUCAAAGCCAACAUCGAAGCCUUGCUGGGCCGACUGGAGCAGAUCACGGAAGACACACGCAUCACCGCCACAGAACUGAGGGCGGCAGACGAGUGCAAAAGUGAAGAGGCGUGGCAGGAGUCCGGCUCCGAGCCGGAGGACGAGGAGCAGCAAAGACAGAACAGCGAGGACGGGGAGGAGGAGGAGGAGCAAGAGGAAGACGAGGAGGAGGAGGAGGAGGGAGAGCACACGCAAGACGACGCCCGGGACCACAUGGAAAGCUGUCGCCUGUCGUCAGAGACGAACUCCAUCCACCCGUGAGAGGUCGUGCGGACCGACGGAGGAAGAGACAAACAGAAAGAGAGAGAGAGAGAGAGAGUGAGGUGGACUGACAGAGAAGCGGAUGAACAAUACGGGAACGUCAUCAUAAGAGCCCGACGUAUACACACACACACACACACACACACACACUAAUUCUCACUUGUCCUACAUCAGUUGUGAGGAUCCUUGACAAAUUUCAUUCCCAACCCCUUCAGCCCGACCCCCGACCCAUCAGACGGGCCUCCGAAGUGUGCGACGACCUGCCAAAAUGUCCUCACAAUGUCAAAACGUCCAAACACAGCCAUAGAGAGACAUGUGCACGUACACACACACACACACACACACACACACACACACACACAGAGUCCAACACCUGUAAAAAACACAGCCGAGAGACAGACUUUGACACUUUAUCAGAGCAAUGGGAAGAUACUAAAAACAGCGGGGUAUUGACAGAACACAUAAAGUGAUUAUCACGCACACGAGAACAGGCUCAAAUCAGAGGAGACGGACACAGUAGUGCGUCGGGGAGCCGCAGGGAGACGGUAAAACAGCGGGCCGCCGUCAAAACGCAUCUUUAAGCGCAGAAAAUUCCGGCGGAAAGAAAUGAAGUCAUCUGCUGCUUCGCAUCAACUGGAAACGACGCGACCGGACAGACGACAGGCGACAGACACAGGCGGUUGUCGAUUCAACUUCAUGAGAUUGCUUUUAGCAGUGAAAAGUGCUCUAUAAAUGAAAUGUAUUAUUAUUAUUGUUAUCAUUAAAACACAUAUAUAUACACGUACAUAAAAACGUGGUUUAAGGUUUAUGUUACCUUAAAAGUCUCUGAUGAUGUGAGAUUCCUGCCCAGCUCUGACAUGAACACUGCAGAUCCUCAUCGUGGCGACUUGUUGUAAAUGAUGAGAAAAAAAACAUGUUGUCAUUUAUUACGCAGAAUGAAUCGCGUUUGAAUUUUUUUAAACUGUGAUAUUAGUUUGGGAAAUUAAUCGAAUAAGUCUGAUAAAUCAUGCGUUCAUGUUCAGAAGUUUAUUGUCCUUGCCACUGGAUCGACUGGGUUCAUGAACGGCCGCUUGUUCACGAGUCGCUGCGAUCUCGACCGCACGAAUCACACGCGGGGGAAUCACACGUGAACGCGUGUGGGGGGUUAAAAAAGAAAUCUGAAAUUCCAAAUGUGGAUUUCGCCUCUGCCCCGGCGCCGUGUCACGCAGUUUGCCGACGCGCAGCCAACGCCGUCUCUUCACCAUAUGUGAAAGACAUUGAGACGUUGAGCUGAGAAGUGUCUCGAUGUGGCAGCGCAGGAAGUCGUGGCAGAUCGCCAGGAGGUCUGUGAUUUGAAUUCUGUCAGAAGAGGCUGACAUGAGGAAGAAGAGAUGACGCGUUUUGCUGCUGAUGACGAUGAUGAUGAUGAGUUGAAUCUGUCCCUGUGAAGCAUCUUCCCUCUCACUCUUUGUCCUUUUCCUCCUGCGAGCGAACGUCCUCCUUCCUUUUGUCUUGAGUCCCUUCCUCUCUCUAUUCCGUCCUUCCUUUCCUCUCAUUGACCCGCUCCCCUGAAGGCCGUUAUUUUAUCCUCAACGUCCGUUCGUGUUCUUUUACUCGCUUCGAAUUCAUUUUCUCUGUCCUCCUCAUUUCACCCGUGUUUCCUUUUCCCUCCUUUUAUUUAUCUGUUAUCCGCUUGUCCACUUUCUCUUUCCCCCCUUUUUUCCCUCUCUGUCUUUUCUUUCGUUGUCGUCUUUGCUCUGCUCCGUUCUACUCUCAUUGAAUUCCUCGACGCCCUUCUCCUCUCUCUGUAACCGAAGUUGGAGACAGUAUUAACGCAGAUCUCGAUCAAUGUCAAGUCCCGUUGUUCUUCUCUGUUCUACUUUUACCCCAAAUUUCCUUUCCGACCCUUUUUCUUUGACACCGAACGGGAAGCACAUGGACUUAAAGGUGUAAUAUGUAACUUCUCUGCAUUAAAAUGUCUAAAAACGACUGGACCUUUAUUAUAGUUAUAGUAUAGUCUUUGUCCCUCCAAUUUUCAUGUUUUCAAACUUCAUUUAAACUAAAGAAAUCGGUAAUACUGAUCAAGAUAUCGGUGCGUUUCAUUUGGUCACCUGUCGGUGGCGUCGCACCUCUUUGCUCGUGCAUUAUCGUUUUUCGGUUUUCAAGAUCUUUGUCAUUUGAAUGAUAUAUUUCGGCAGGACGAAGAAUUUACAAGUAGUCAAAGAAACAAGCCGAGCAAAAUAAAGUUUGUGGCAAAAAACCACUUGACUUUUAACACUGAGUUGCUUCCUUCAGUGUUUCCCCCCGAUGUAAUCCCUGGAUCUGUUGGUCUGUUGGAGGAGGUAAAGAUCUCCUGAACGAUUGACGCUGAAGGAAGCGAGAGAGACCCAACGCAAUUGACAAAAUGACAGACGUGACAAAUGUGCUCGCCUCAAGUCAAACUGACUCGCUGCCCUUCAUCCUAAAGGAGGAAAGUAGAACAGUUGUGUUUUCCAGAAUCAGAGCACGUUCCUGAAGAAGCCAACGGGAAACAGCGAGUUCCUCACGAGGUGGUGAAGACGAGCUUUGACACAAGGUCUGCGAUAAUAACCCCCCCGCUUGGUUCUUCCUCCUCUUGGUUUGACUCGUUGACUUAGUUUAUGAAGUUCACCUUUACAUAAGCUACACUGUAAAUUGUACAUGCCUGUAUAUACUUGUUAUAACCUCAUGAAUCAUCCGCCAUCACAGCAUCAAUUCAUGUAAAGGUGAUCUACAUCCUAAAACCACGCUGUGUUGGUCCUCCUCCUGUUCCUCACUUCUUUUCUCCUCGUGUUCCUGGUGUUAUGAAUAUGAGCUUUGCUGUUAUUUUAUUCUUUUCCGAUGACCUGUGCGCUCCUGUGCGAUGAAGGUGAUGAUGCUGGCUUCUCUUGUCUGUAACCGAGGAGGCCGCCAGAGGCCUUUUACAACACGUGUAAAUAAUCCAAAAUUAAAAAAAAGUUGGAACUUGU